GGAACAGGCUGGUAUAAACCGAGAGGACAGGAGAGGGAGAGGAGGAGAGGGGAAAGGGAAGAAAAGCUGCUGCUCCAGAUGCAAUAAGAAGCGUCCCUGCUGGUUCUCCAUUCUGCAUCCGUGCAGCCACGUUCUAUUGAUGGCCUGUUGUGAUUUCAAUGGAACAUCAUGGGAUGUACCUGGCACGUCGGGCAGCACUGGAUGGAGGUGCCUUUAGCCCAAUGUACCUGGCAUGGUGGUAGGGUGAAGGUGAGAGGACGAGAAGGUGGAGAUGGAACUGCCAAAUCAUGCCAAACAACUGCUACUGCAGCUGAACCAGCAACGAGCCAAAGGUUUCCUCUGUGAUGUGAUCAUUGUGGUAGAAAAUGCCCUGUUUCGUGCCCAUAAGAACAUCCUGGCAGCCAGCAGCAUGUAUUUCAAAUCCCUUGUCCUGCAUGACAACCUGAUAAACUUAGACACGGACAUGGUGAACCCCACCGUGUUCCGGCAGAUCUUGGACUUUAUUUAUACUGGCAAGCUCUUAACGACUGACCAGCCUGGUGAACAGAACUUUAAUGCUCUCCUCACCGCAGCAAGCUACCUCCAACUGCACGACCUGGCAGCUCUCUGCAGAAAGAAGCUGAAGCGGAACGGCAAGUCCUUUGCUGGCAAGGCCGGUGGCCUUGGUGUUGGGAGAUCUGCCAGGAGUCAGAGACUUUCCACUGCUUCAGUCAUCCAAGCUCGCUAUUCAGGGUCAAAUGAGGGGUUGAAGGGCUCGCACUCAAAGGAGCUGUCAAAGGGAAAGCUCUCUGAUGACGAGGUCUUCAUCAGCAGCUCCAACCAAGAGAACUGUCACUCCUUAAGCAGGGGAACCAGCAAGAACGGCGGUGGGAGCAGCAGUGCGAACGGGAGCACCGCUGACCAGGAACUGGGCCUUGACCUGUCCAAAAAAAGCCCCUCGCUCCCUGCCGCAGCCUCCCACGAUGACACGCAGCACAGCGAAAGCCAGCACGGCUCUCCCCAAUCUGCCUCAGCCCCUGCAGCCAACAGUGCCUCAUCGUUCGACGAGCCUGGCGUCGGAGCCCCCCACAGCAUGGCGGACAGCAGCGACCCCAUGGAGAUGGAUCUGAGUGAGGAGUGCCACCACUCACUGACAGAGAGCAGCCAGCGCAAGGGCCUCCGGCACUCGUCCCGCAAGAAGGAGUGGAUCAAGAAAGACAACGCCUUUGACCGAAAAGAAGGGGGCAAAGACAGGGACGAGGGUGAAGGGCUGCCCAAUGGUAUCCUGCUGGGGCCCUUGUCCAAGUCUGUGGAGAGGAGUCUGGCUGGGGCCUACGGGGCAGACCUGCCCUACCCGUGUAAGGAGGAGGUAGAAAACGGUAAGGAGAACAGUGAUGACAGUGGCCAGAGCGAGAGCGAGAGCGGCGGCCAUACCAGUGCCAACUACGUCUACCGGCAGGAGGGGUUUGAGCCAGUGGCCUAUGGUGACAACCUGUAUGUCUGCAUUCCCUGUGGCAAAGGCUUCCCGAGCUCUGAGCAGCUCAAUGCCCACGUGGAAACGCACACCGAGGAAGACCUUUACAUCAAGGAGGAAGGCACAUACGGCAGCAAGGAUGAAGCUGAGGAUUUGUCCAACCCCAAUCAGUCCUACGCUGCGGAGUCCCGGCCCUUCAAGUGUUCGGUGUGUGAGAAGAGCUACAAGGAUCCGGCCACGCUGCGGCAGCACGAGAAGACUCACUGGCUGACGCGGCCCUUCCCUUGCAACAUCUGCGGCAAGAUGUUCACACAGCGUGGCACCAUGACACGGCACAUGCGCAGCCACCUGGGGCUCAAGCCCUUUGCUUGCGAGGAAUGUGGGAUGCGCUUUACCCGGCAGUACCGACUAACAGAGCAUAUGCGUGUCCACUCAGGAGAAAAACCUUACGAAUGUCAACUGUGUGGUGGGAAAUUCACCCAGCAGCGCAAUCUGAUCAGCCACCUGCGAAUGCAUACCUCUCCCACAUAAGCCAAAGACUCCAGAAUGAGCUUCAAGCCCAU
Molecule: messenger RNA, 2016 nt
Organism: Melozone crissalis (California towhee)
Lineage: Eukaryota; Metazoa; Chordata; Aves; Passeriformes; Passerellidae
Gene: HIC2
Product: HIC ZBTB transcriptional repressor 2
Exons: 3
Coding region: 272-1984 (570 amino acids)
Biological process (GO): regulation of transcription by RNA polymerase II
Cellular component (GO): nucleus
Molecular function (GO): DNA-binding transcription factor activity, RNA polymerase II-specific; protein binding; RNA polymerase II cis-regulatory region sequence-specific DNA binding
Source: RefSeq, a predicted model, not a curated record